AUGUUUUCGCUGCUUACGGUGCGACUAGGUUCACUGCGGGGGCUGUCCAGCCCUGUCCAGCAGCCCGCUCGCUUCAUGUCGCUUUUGGGAAGUUUGCGUCCCAGCGAGGGCUCUACAAAGACAUACAAACGGGUCGGCCGCGGUCCAUCCAGCGGAAAGGGUAAGACGGCAGGGAGAGGUCAGAAGGGUCAGAAGGCGCGUGGGCACGUCAAGUCGUGGUUUGAAGGUGGUCAGACACCCAUCUACAAGCUUUUCCCCAAGCUUGGCUUCACAAAUGUGCAUUCGUUACAGCUUCGGACGCUGAAUCUGGAGCGCAUCAUGUGGUUCCACAGGAAGGGCCGGCUGCCCCUAGAGGAGGGCGAGGUCCUGGAUAUGAAGAAGAUGAAAGACUUUGGCCUGGUCACCGGCACGUUCAAGGACGGCGUGAAGAUCCUGGCCAACGGCAAGGAGAACUUCAACAUCCCCAUCCAGAUCGAGGCCACAAGGGCCUCCUCGGAAGCCAUCAAGGCGAUAGAGGCGGCGGGCGGCGGGUUCACGGCGCGGUACUUCAACAGGUUGAGCCUUCGCGCACACCUCUCGCCCCACUGGUUCCUGGAAAAGCGCGGCCGUAUCCCGCUUCCCGCAAGGCCAACCAAAAAGAAGGACAUCAACUACUACAGUGAUAUGAACAAGCGCGGUUACCUUGUGAAGGAGCAGCAUCCUCUGUACUUGGAAAUCCAGCGCCUGCGCGCCCUUGGCACUGUAAGCGGCGGUUCAAAGCGUGCAAAGAAGACAGCGUUGGAGAUUCAGCUGGAAGCCAUGGAGGAGUCUGCUGCUGUUGCUCCUUCUGCCCCAUCCAAGUCUGCCAUCAUAUCGCUGCAAGAGUUGCAGCAGUAA
Molecule: messenger RNA, 876 nt
Organism: Eremothecium gossypii ATCC 10895
Lineage: Eukaryota; Fungi; Ascomycota; Saccharomycetes; Saccharomycetales; Saccharomycetaceae
Gene: MRPL10
Product: mitochondrial 54S ribosomal protein uL15m
Exons: 1
Coding region: 1-876 (291 amino acids)
Biological process (GO): translation
Cellular component (GO): mitochondrial large ribosomal subunit
Molecular function (GO): structural constituent of ribosome
Source: RefSeq, marked provisional